Molecule: messenger RNA, 3430 nt
Organism: Sipha flava (yellow sugarcane aphid)
Lineage: Eukaryota; Metazoa; Arthropoda; Insecta; Hemiptera; Aphididae
Product: zinc finger protein 37-like
Exons: 11
Coding region: 827-3430 (867 amino acids)
Biological process (GO): regulation of transcription by RNA polymerase II
Cellular component (GO): nucleus
Molecular function (GO): RNA polymerase II transcription regulatory region sequence-specific DNA binding; zinc ion binding; DNA-binding transcription factor activity, RNA polymerase II-specific
Source: RefSeq, a predicted model, not a curated record
UUAUUAUGUUUCUACGUUUGUCUCGCCGAAGUUCGCUGUGUUCAGACGUUCGUGGUCGCUCGACACAGUCGCCGUUAUCCCGUGACCGUCGUCUUUCAACCGUUCAACAUUUCACCACGAUUCGUAAACAGUGCCUUGGAACGGCAAACAUUGCGCGAGUGUUGUUUGUCCGCUGUUCUAACCGAGACGCUGCCCACGAACGCUGUCUCGUCCGAGGAGGCGGCCGCCGCCGUUGGUUCACCUUGUCGCACGAACAGAAAUUUUUCGGCUACCGACGGCGAUUCCGACAAAAUGCAGUCUUCGUCCCUGGAAGAGGAUUUGCAGGGGAUACUGCCUGGUCGACCGCCUGGUGGUUACCGUUUCCUCCCCCUCCCCCAGAGACGCCACAACCGGUGUACUAUCUUUUGUCUAAAAAAGCUCUCGUCUCGCAGGGCCUCCCGUAGAAGAUAUCGUAUCCGUUAGAACCGUGAUUAGUAUUUUUGUGGGACUGGUGCCAUCGUAGUUUUCGUUCACCGGUUUGUGUGCAUGGGCGUACGCGGUCCGUGUUUUAUCUCGUAAAAACGGUGAAGCUGUUUAAAGUAUCUGGUCUUUUCGUUUUGAAACCUAUGUAAACUUUGUUCGAACAGUCGGCACUCCAAUGCCGAUUGUUAACUUCACCGUAUUGGGUGUUAAGAUUGUCCCAUGCGUUCUUGAACCAUUGUCGAAGCUCGUUUUUAAUUCUCGGGUUAAGGAUUAGGAGUGCAGUAGACUCCUGAUUGGUCCGGUUAGACUUCAAUUGCGACAUUUAAAAACACAAACUGUAUGUAAAACAAAGUAAAAAUAAAUCAUGGCAACUGAUUCUGAACAAGAGAGGUCUUCAACAGCAACUUCCAACACUUGUUUAAUUUGUGAUGGUAGCACUGGUGUAUCAGCUCGGAAUGCUAUUUCUAUAUUUCAGCAUCGUGUAACUUCUUCAGAUCGGACCGUUGUGAAAGUAAUCGAUGGUGUUCUUGGUAUAACUCUAUCUUCUGAAGAUGUACAUUCUAUUGUUGUUUGCCGUCGGUGUUUUAAAUCUCUUAAUGAGGUUGAUGAACUCGAAGAUCGAUUAGCUGACAUUAAAUUAGAGCUUACCACUCAAUAUCAACGUACUCUAAAGAGUAAAUCUGAAGGUGUAGAUAUACAGACAAUAGAAACUGUGGAUAUUGAACACGAAGCUGAUCCCCCAAAACCAGUUAAAAAACGAGGACGUCGUCCCAAGAUAAAAGAUGAAACUAUUGAAUUACCGGUUCCUCUUACAGAAGUUAUCAAAGAUGAAGUCAAUAACAAAGAGAAUGAAAAACAGCAAAAAUGUUCAUCAGUAGAGAAUUUAAUAGAGAUGUUAGAAAACGAUGAGAAUGAUAGUAAAGUGAAUGAUAGAUGUGCUGUCAUUGACAUUGAUGAAGAUUGUUCUCAAAAAAUGAUUCAGCCUGCUGAUAUCAAACAGGAAGCAAUGCACCCAGAUUUGGAAAAUAUUGAAAAUCUAAAUGCUGAUGAUUUAGAAGAUGGUGCAAUACUAGAUGAUGACGAUGAUGAUGACGAUGAUGAUGAUGAUGAUGAUUCAGAUUAUGAAGGAAAUGAUGAUUCAAAAAAUGAUGAAGAGUCUAACAAUCCUAAAAAACCAAAAGUCACUAAAAAUACUGUUAAAAAAAAAGCUCCAGAAAUUCUCAUACCCCAAAUGUUGGUUCAUCAUGAUGGUGAAGUUUACACUUGUCUAUUGUGUAGUGUUGAUAACAAAUUUACUGCAGAUGCAAGAGGUAUUGUUGUUCAUGCAAAAAAUGUACAUCAAAUUAAAUUAUUUAUUUGUGAUAUAUGUGGACAAGAAUUUCUUAAAAGACCUGAAUUAAUGAAACAUUUAGAACAUCAUGCAAAUAGUGAAGAUGGCAAUUUUGUUUGUGAUAUAUGUAGUAGAGUAUUUACUAAUGUUCGUAUGUUUAGGGUCCAUAAGAAAAUGCAUAUGCCUCAAUCUAAAAAUCACACUUGUGAAACUUGUGGACGUCAAUUUGCAUCUCGUAAUACUUUAGAAGAACACAACAAUACACAUACUGGUGUGCGUCCUUAUCGUUGUGACAUUUGUGGGAAAGAUUUUACUUCUAAGUAUACAUUUAAAGCACAUGAAAAGGUUCACACAAAUCGUGAACGCAACUUUACUUGCAUUAAUUGUGGCAAAGCUUUUCUAACUGAGCAAAAUCUUAUUCAUCAUGAACGAACACAUUCCGGACUUAAAAAUUAUGUUUGUCAAAAAUGUGGCAAAGCUUUUGGUACUGCGCGCAAUCUGGAAGUACAUUAUGUUGUGCAUACCGGUUACAAACCAUUUAUUUGUCGUAUGUGUGGUAAAGCAUUUGCUAGAAAAGCUGAGAUUAGAGAUCAUGAAAGAAUUCAUACGGGAGAAAAACCAUACCAGUGUGAAUUCUGUGGAGCAACAUUUAGUCAACGAAGCAAUUUGCAAUCUCAUAAGCGAGCAACUCAUUAUGAUGAUAAACGUUAUAAAUGUACUGAUUGUGGUAAAGGAUUUAAGAGACGUCGUUUAUUAGAUUAUCAUAUGAAAGCUGCACAUACUGGUGAAAGACCAUUCAAAUGUGAAGUCUGUCAAGCAUCAUUUAUUUAUCCAGAACAUUUUAAAAAACAUGCACGUAUUCAUACUGGAGAAAAACCAUAUUUAUGUGAAGUUUGUGGUAAAGCAUUUAAUAGUAGGGACAAUAGGAAUGCUCAUCGUUUUGUACACAGUGAUAAAAAACCUUAUGAAUGUUUGGUAUGUGGUGCCGGAUUUAUGCGUAAACCGUUACUUUACAACCACAUGACUCAAGCUGGCCAUUUGAAUGAUACUAUUGUUGUAAAUCAACCACGGUUAGCAUCAAGUCCAGUUAAUAUACAGGAAAUGCAAGAGGAAAUUCAAAUGCCUGGUACAGAUUCUGAAAUGGAAUUAGCCAUGGUUGUUGAUUCUGAUGGAAAUCAAACAGCAUUGCGUGACAUGACUGAAGAAGAAAGAAAAUUGUUUACUGGAGAAUUGAAAGAGCAUAUCUUAUUGCCAAGCAAGCAAGAAGUGCUUGAUAAUGAUUUGAAUUCUGUCGAGCAAAUACUUGUUGAUAAUAAAUACCAAAUUCAAUACACUACUACUGACCAGCAUGGUGAUGUUCAUACUAUGUUGAACAUGGAUCACCAUGGAGAUGACGCAGAGGUCGUGGAUGUUGGACAUAUGGAGACUGUGACUGUUAGUGUUGGUGGUCAAGAACACCGACAAUUAAUUGUACCAGCUACUCGUCAUAUAACAUUAAAUGAAAGUGAUGCAGCUGCAUUUGCAGAACAUGCAACUAUAAAUGGAGAAAAUGUACAAAUAGUACAGAUUCAAAUUCAAGAUGACGACGGAGAAGACCAAAAACAUUGGUUUAACAUUAUUCAACCACAACAAGGAUAA